GAAACGACGGAAUAAUGUUAAGUGUUUCUAACGUUUUCGUUUUAUUUUAAGGCAAGACACGCAUUCAAUAUAUGGAAUAUUAAAUGCAUAUAAGGGAGUUUCAGCCUGAAUGGCCGAGUUUUUCAGGCGAUAGCUAUUUAAUUCAAAGAUCAAUGGUUUGCGCCAAGGUGGAAUUAAUUUUUUUCAGUUUAUUCUUUCAUUUAUUAAUAUUGUUUUAUACUGGAGUGUCCGAUGUUUCCAAUUAUCAAUUUAAAGCUUUAAGUGACGACUUACUUCAAAUGCAAACUUCUUUGAACAAGUCCCUUUAAACGGAUGUAUAUGUAUAUACGGUUUAACUAGCGUGUGUGCAUAGCGAACGUGUUUAUCGGCUGAAUGGAGCCAUAUUCAUAUCGUCGAUUCAAACUUCCUAUAUGUAAAAUUGCAAUAUGGACGAGGAUAUAUUCAGGAGUUUUUAUCAACUUCUAUUCAUUUCAACAUGGAUAAAAUACCACAUAAUUCCUGAUUUGGCUUGAAUAAGGACAAAGGAGCUGGUUUCUGUUUCCCUUUUUCAACAGCGGAAAUGGGACUCGGCUGCAGAGGCGACACGGCUGUCAGUUCCACUAGGGACAGAAGGUUCUCAGUUAAGUCUGACGUGUGAGUACUCAGAAGGCACAGUCUUAUAUUUUAACUGGUUCAAACGUUCAAACAGUACUACUCAAUCAUAUACUAAUGUUGGGUAUAUAUUAAGUGAAUCAUGUGAGCCUUUUGAUCCUGCUCCUCCGUUUAAACCCAAUGCCACACUGUACAACUACACCUGUCCCAGUGCAUCCACUCAGACUAUGGUGGUAAGGAUUGUGACUUCGGGUAACCAUGGAGAGAUAUGGAGAUGUUCAGCGAUCCUAUCAGCGAAUUACACGACGAUAACCAGCAAUAGUGUUACUAUCAGCGUGCAAGUCCCAGUAACUAACGUUGCCCUCAGUCCUUCAACUGAUGUCACAACACUCAACGUGUCUCAGCAAGCCACCUUCGAAUGCACCGUUCCACGUUCACUACCCAGUGCGACAAUAGUAUGGUACAAGAACAGUUCAGGGGUGAUCAGUGCCCUUAUUCCUUCCAACAGUUACAGUUACUCUUCCAACCCUGAUCGGACUGUAAUGACUACUAAUAGAUACACGUUAAGUCCCAGCAAGACAGACAGUGGAGUGGGGAUGUAUUGUAUUGCGAGCAGUGGAGGAGCCAGCACUACGUCACGACAGACAAUGCUUAACGUUCAGUUUCCGCCUGACAGUCCACCCCGUAUAGAAAGCUUCUCUGCCGACGGCAGCUUUUUUGCGAUACGAGACACCCAGCAGACUCUUACAUGCUCAGUCACUGGUGGGAACCCUUUAGCCACACUCAAGUGGAACAACUGCUAUGGUGGAACUAUUGACAGUCCUUCAUCUUUAUCUGGAACUGUUUCAUUGAGGAUCGCCUUUGUGGCCAGUAGCUCUGAACAGCCAUGCACAUGUACAUCUAGUCAUAUAUUGGCUGGUACACUGAAUAUGGCUCUGAACAUCAAAAUUUUUUAUCCACCAACAACUCCCAAAUACGAUGUGGGUUCCAGCUCAUCCAUACAACCUGGAACAAUCAAGGUAGUCAAAGGAAACAACACGGACAUAAGGUGUUUAAGUACAAGUUAUCCUGCCCCUAAUACGUGGAGUUGGACUCGACCUACUGGCACUACUGAGGGCCAAACACUCUCACUGAAAAACAUCCAGACCUCAGAUCAAGGCGCAUACUUGUGUGUUGUAAAGAACACAAUGGUAACGUCAAGGAGUGAGACAGUGAUUCGAUCCACAAACUCUUCCAUUUAUGUUGAUGUUUUAUAUAAGUCGUCUGUUGAUCGUUUUGGAAUAGUGGGAAAUAUGAGUUCUUCUGAUAUCACUGUCAAUGAAAACGUCACCUCCACAUUGGCCUGCUUUGUGGACAGUAACCCAGGAUCUACAAUAACUUUACUGAAAGAUGGCGUAUCUAUAAAUAUGACUGAGAACAGCCGUCAGCUUGAGUCUUCGAUAAGAAAUGGCUGCACUGACGCUGGGGUAUACACGUGUUCAAUCGCAAAUCAACACAACAAGGAUGGGGCGUCAAUGAGGAAUAUCAAUUAUUAUGUCAAAUGCACACCACGACCGGCACCAAGUAUUUCAAUAGACUACAACGUGACAAUUGCACAGCAGGUAAAUACUGCGCUAAGUUUCACAGCCCUGGCAUAUCCACCGGUGGAACAAGUUUUGUGGCAGAAAUGUAAUACUUCAGGAUUUUUUCCGGUGUCAAAAGGAAAGGAAACUUUCUCAUUGCAUGGGUUUGGUAAGAGCAUUGCGAAGUGCAACAUGACGCUACUGGAUGUACAGCAGAACGACUAUGGACAAUAUAAGCUGACUAUUACAGGAUCAGACAGUCAAGUGUGGUCAGCACUCUUCUAUCUCAAUGCUGAAGGUCUCCGCAGCAAUUCAAAGUACAGCAUUGAGUUGUUUUCUUCAAAUGCUAAGGGAAAUUCGUCAUAUGUGAAGGAAACAUUUUCUACACUUAUGCGGAUAGAUCAAGGCUCCUCCACAACCAGUUCCAAAUCCGGGGUGAUUGCCGGCAGUAUAGUAGGAGGACUAAUUGGAUUACUUGUCAUAGUGAUAACUGUGGUUGCACUCAGAAAAUACGAACUCACGUGUAUUUGUAAAUGCGCUCGAAAGGAAUCAAACGGACAAGCGCUGUAUGAGGCCUCCGCUGUUUCAGCGAUAAACCAUGGAGCAUAUGAGUCCCUUGGAAUUCGUAAUGAUAUUCGACGCAAUCAACCUGACAUAAACUCUUGUAGUAAUGACAAUGAACUAGGGACAAAUGCUUACGAUAGUUUAGAUGCUCAUCAGAGCAGCAAGCAUGUGUACUCCGAAUUAGGACAUCAGCCGAGGACAGGAAACACACGUCUGUAUGAAAAUAAUGCUGUACAUCUAGAUUCAGGAACAGCUGUGUAUGUGAAUACAACGUUUGAAAAUGCUUAACACGCAAUUUACCCAUGGUCUAAUGAUAGACAUUUUGCAGCAUCGGUGUUAUGUGUAUGUUAGAUCAACAUUCCAAUUAUUUGAUCCUAUGUAACCAAUCGUUUGUAUAUAAUUAAGACCUACAAGCGGAAUAUAGACGGCCAGUAGGAAAUUAGUUUUUAAGCGAAUGAUUAGUGUAAAAAAAGAUAUAUUGAAAUAUUGACAAAUCGGUCUCAUUUAUCUACACACAAAGUAAUUUACUGUUUUGUUUAAAAUCUAUAACUAUGAAAAAAGCAUCACCUUAAGUUUAUCAAACUACUGGUGAAUAUCGCUAUUUAACGGUUCUGAAGUAGAAGAAAUUCUCAUUAAAGUGCGCAUUUUGUGUACUUUCGAACACGAGCUGGGUCAUUGCACAUUAUGUUUCUUAAUAAAGUUAAUGUAUAUAUCCGGUUGUUCAUAGAUAAAUAAGUACGGGAUAAAUAGUAAUUUAAAAACAAUUCGACACUUUAUAUUCGGAAAUAAAUGUAUCAGUUGACUAAUUAUGUACUUUGUUUAAUUUUGGAAUUAAACAUUUUAUGUUGAAUGUUUUAUGAUGAAAUGUGUAAUGAUCGUUGUGCGUACAUGUAUUCAUUGAUAGAUUCAAAUGAAUGGAAAGUAAAUAAUAUAUUUUAUAUCGAAUAUAUGUGUAUGUUAACGAUAAAUAAGACACAUUAAAAAACAAUAUAUUUAAAAUAUAGUUUAAAUCAAUAUUUUUAUUAGCAAUAUGUUUUAUAUUUAAUAUAUACAUGUCUAUUUUAAUACAUUAAAUUUGUAUUACUAAAUUAUAUUAUUAAAUGAUAGAUCAUUUUGUUUUACUAUGAAAAUAUGUAUAUACCCAUUCAUGCAUAUUGUAUAUAUGCCUUAAUACAAAUUCAAUAAUCAACCAUUCCUCAUUGUGUCAUACUUUUGUUAUAUUUUAUAUACUCAUCACUUCAUUUGUUUAUAUUAUACGGACGGACAAUAAUGGUAUAAUAUAUCCCAAACGUGACCUUAAAAAAGAAACGUUUAAUGUUUUCACAAUUAUCCGUUUAAACUAAGGGCCAGGCGUUCAACGUUGUUUUGUUUUCACUGCCGAUACUAAGUGUUGUGCCGACCCUUAACCGUUUUAAGUGUCGAUAUUCGAUCAUGAUUGCUAAAUUCGAUCAAAUUCGCUGAAUUAAUUAAAAACUUUGCGAUCAUUUUUGUAGCAUUUGAUAAUAUUCGCUAAAUUAAUUUAAAAUCACUAUAAUAACUAGGUAAAUGAUGUUAAAUAGAAAUUUGUGCAUGUCAUUGUAUAUUCUUAUCAAACUGGGAAUCGAAAGGUUAUUUAUAUACAAGUUAAGCUGACCUACCUACCCUAUUAGGUGGGAGAUAAUAGUGGAAACCAAUAUAUUUUUUUUGGUAUAAUUAUCUAAAUUGUAUUAUCUUUGGGGAGAUGUGUAGACAGGCUGCGGGUAAAUCACGUUCAUUUUGGCACUCGUAUAUCUCUGUUUCUUUAGCAGUCACAUGCAUAAAGAGUUACUAAAAUUAUAGCCAUUUAAUAAGGCACCUGUUCUUUUAAUGUCAAUUAUAGAUGUUUUGAAAUAUACUUGAUGGACAUGAAUAUUACCAGUAAUACAGAUUUUGAUCACAAUGCUUACAAUGCCUGUUUCGUGAUACUUGUGCUUUUCCAGCAAAUCUAAAUAUAUUUGCACAACUUUGCUACAGCUUAUGUCGAUAGUACAAUACCUUUGGAGUUCUUGAAUUAUUGUUUGGUCGGUAAUUUUUGCCAUGAUGACAAAAAUACACCUUUAAUCCAAGGCUGUUAAACGGUUUCCCAUUCAGCCACUUGACCCUUUUGUUGUUGACAAUAUUUGAGCCUGAUUCAAUAACAAACAAGAAAAUAUAAAUAAAUUGAUUAUGUUUCUACUAUUACCAUAUGUUUGCUACAUAACAAGCUAUUACAUGUACCAACUUAAUGAAAAGGUUUGUUUAUGUCUAUAACUGAUGUUCUAGUUAAGAGUAAGGGUGUCACGUUUACAGAUUUUUCUAAACGUUUAAACGAAAUGAAAUAAACGAAACGUUACCGUUUAAACGGUAUUCCUAUGUCCGUUUUAAAAUCAUCACGCAUCAGUGCCAUCACUUCUUCAAACUGAAAGUAGUACUUAUUUCCGGAAAUUAUAUUUAGUGCAUAUCCCAUUCGCACAUGAUGUCAUACUAAAACCAACUGUUCCCAUCGUUGUCUAACCAAUGGGUUACAAUUUGUCUACUUACAUGCCGUAAUAUUUUGACACGAAUGUGAAUUAUUUACCAACAUUCCUUAAACAAGAGUAAACCAGUUUUAAAGUUUAUAACGUUUUACUUAUAACACGAUGUAUAUCAAAAGAUGCAUACUUAAAUUUUAAUAAAAUGUUCCUAUACGGAGAUUGUUCGCCAUAUCUCGAGAAAUGAAUGGCGAUGAAUAAACGUCGUGAAUAUUUCCUCAGGCCGACGCGCGUUGAAUGUUCAAGAGGAUUCGGGGCAUUCUCAUGCAACAAAAGCCGGGAAUUUCAUGAUGAUGCGCGUUAAAUAUUCAAGAGGUCUAGUCCGAACAUGGUGUAUUGUUGUGCUUACGGUAUUGAUUCCGUCAUAAAUCAUUAUUUAUUAUUACUAUUAUGUUAUUUAAAUAAAAGCACCAAUUAUAAAAAAACACAACAGUAUUGCGUUAUUUAAAUCGUAAAUUUACCUACAAUUUCCUAACAGAAUUCGCUUUUCAGAGGUAGCUCAUUCAUUUCCCUUAAUUCUUUACCGUAGGCAUAGCAUUAAUUACUCAACUCAAAAUUAAUCCACAGUUUGCAAAUAAAUGCCCCUAAUGUUAUUGUAAGCCAAUAAUAGGUGUCAUUAACACCUCGUUGUAGGUAUACCACCUCUAUAAAAACCAAUUUACCGAAACCUCCACGGCAUUUACUAUAUAAAUCAAUUUACCGAACAUGUCAUUUACCGAAACCUCCAGCACCCGAUAUAAGUU
Dreissena polymorpha is the source of this 5988-nucleotide messenger RNA. Its product is annotated as hemicentin-1-like. Gene Ontology annotation, cellular component: cell-cell junction. The record is from RefSeq and is a predicted model, not a curated record. Bases 819 to 3005 code for a protein of 728 amino acids. The transcript is spliced from 16 exons. NCBI's taxonomy places the organism in Eukaryota, Metazoa, Mollusca, Bivalvia, Myida, Dreissenidae. Gene Ontology annotation, biological process: cell-cell adhesion. Gene Ontology annotation, molecular function: cell adhesion molecule binding.